This is a messenger RNA of Gordionus sp. m RMFG-2023, 1925 nucleotides long. RefSeq lists its product as uncharacterized. Bases 159 to 1925 code for a protein of 588 amino acids. The transcript has 6 exons. Lineage: Eukaryota; Metazoa; Nematomorpha; Gordioida; Chordodea; Parachordodidae. The record is from RefSeq and is a predicted model, not a curated record.
AUAUUUGACAACAGUUGGUAGUAAUUUGCAUUUUUCUAGACUCACCUGGAUAAGCUAGUUUCCAACUCCUUCAACUUCCAGUUACAUGCAUUCUAGAGUCUAAACCAGACAGCUACGGAUUCAAGGAAUUAUAUUCCAGGUGCGUCUAAUCUCCACCAAUGAAGCUUACACUAGUAGCGGUUAUUUUAGCUUGGAAUUUCCUUAUCACCCUUUCAGAGAUAGGUCUGGGCGAUUAUUAUAUCACAUCUGCCUUCAAUUCUUACCCAACAAAGGAUAAAGAAAAUUACCUAUUUUCAACUUACGCGGUCAAAUUAUUACUCUCUACUAUGUUGAAACAAGGAGGUGAUGAACGAGUUAAACCCUCAAGCUCUGCGAAAAAUAAUUAUAAUGAUACCAGUAGUAGAAAUGAAUCACGACGAGUAUUGAAAAAUAUUCAACCACAUUCAAAAAUAAUACGAAAAAUAUUGAGAUUAAAAUUGUCACAGAUUUUGGCCAUUUCCGAAGAACGGGGAAAUGUAAGUGACCAAUAUAAGGAUAGGGCCAAAAGGGAAUAUGCCCUGAAUGUAGUGAAAGUGCGUUGCGGUAACACAUCAAAUCAAUUUGAUAAGGCAAAUAAUGAUACAUAUGAAAAUUUCAAUGGUCUUUUCAAGAAUGUCUCAAAUGGAAAAAUCAAAAAUGUCAUUCCUAGGGAUGCUAUUUGCAAAAAACUACAUUAUAACUCCUCUUCUAUGCUAACGAUUGGUGCCGGCUUUCAUAUAGAACUAUUGUGGGAAAGCAAGAUGGAAAAAAAAGUUAACAUUCCAUUUCACUAUCUAAACCCUAAUGUUUCCAGAGGAAAGAUUCAAAUAAAAUAUUCUGAUUACCUAAAAAAGAGCAUUAGUAUGACCAAAAGGAUCUCAAUGGCUCGCCAAAGUUAUUAUAGUCCUCUCAAAUUGGCUGUGCUAGAGAUUUUUCCCAGGAUAAAAAAAGUUAUCGUUACAAAACAUCCACCUCCAAUAAGAAUGAAUAAAAAUAUAUCACAUGAAAUACUGAAAACUCUUAAAGUAAAACGAGAUAUCCAAUAUGAUAAUGAUGACGAAUAUGAUGAGGAAGCUGAUGGGAUAUAUUAUUAUGAUGACUCCAUAGAGGGGGAUUAUCCCGUGGAUAGUAGUAAUACAUCGUUUUUGGCUUUAGAAAAACAUUUGACCAAUUUGAUAGUCACUGAUCCCGCUUACAACAAUUCCCUACCUCACCCUAUUUUAGAUGAUAAAAUAAAUACUUCCGACUAUGUCGACGAUAUGUCGUCUAUUAAGCGAAAAUUAAUGUCGGACUAUGAUGAAACCGACUUCCAAGAAAUACUGCACAAUAAAUUAAGUCAGGACCUAACGAAUUUUUACUACAAGAAAUAUAAUAUUUCUCUCUUCUUUAUAAUGCCAGGUUAUAAGACAUCUAUCAGCAAAAUCGAAAGCAAAUUAGCUGGCAAAAUAACAUUACUGAAAGACAUUAUAAACAAUCAUCAUAUUACUCAGACAAAAAGGCCAGGCCUAGGUCAAAAAUAUAUGAACAUAACUUUUCCUACGAGGCUACAGUCGCAUCUUAGAACAUCUAUAAAAUCCAUCAUUCAUGACAAAUUCCACAUAUCUACUAUCCCAUUAAAAUCCAUCAAAGACAAUGUUUUAGAUGACAUCUAUCUAAGUUCCUCCAUAUACCUUGCAGAUAAAAUUAGUAAUAAAAAUGUUAAUAGACGCAAAGACCAAUAUCGGUUGCUAAAUGACAAUAUUAGGAAUGAAGGACAUAAUGACACCCGAAUAAUAAAGUUAGGAAUUCCUAGUAAACCUAUGGACUUCUUUUUGGGGAUAAAACCCUUCUUUUAUAUGUGUGUUUAUUGGCCAACCAAUGAUAUUCUGUUUUUUGGGAAAUAUACAAACCCUCACGAGGACGAAUGA